AUGGACGGGGAGGCGCAGAGCUUCUCGCAGUUCCUGCUGCUGACGGAGCAGCACCGGCAGCUUCAGGAGCUGCAGCAGCAGCUGGAGCAGCUCCGGGCGGCCGUGGCAGCAGCAGAGACCCCCCAGGAGCCGGGGGGACCCCCGGGGGACCCCGAAUUUGAGGUGCAGGAGCUGCGGGAGCAGGAACGGAGGGGCAGGGAAGAGCUGCAGGAGCUGAGGGCAGGUCCUGGCAGGGAACGAGGCCGUUUGGAGCCGACCCCCCCCUCCACGCCCCCCCAGCCCCAGGGAGGAGCCCCCGGCCGGGGAGGAGGAGGAGGAGGAGGGGGAGAGACCCCUGAGCCCCGGUGCUGA
Molecule: messenger RNA, 351 nt
Organism: Pseudopodoces humilis (Tibetan ground-tit)
Lineage: Eukaryota; Metazoa; Chordata; Aves; Passeriformes; Paridae
Source: RefSeq, a predicted model, not a curated record